Messenger RNA from Mycotypha africana, 4143 nucleotides. RefSeq lists its product as uncharacterized. Gene Ontology annotation, molecular function: RNA binding; histone H3K4 methyltransferase activity; protein binding. The coding region runs from base 180 to 3809 and encodes 1209 amino acids. The transcript has 7 exons. Gene Ontology annotation, cellular component: Set1C/COMPASS complex. NCBI's taxonomy places the organism in Eukaryota, Fungi, Mucoromycota, Mucoromycetes, Mucorales, Mycotyphaceae. The record is from RefSeq and is a predicted model, not a curated record.
UGCCUUUUCGAUUUUUGCCCUCUCAUGCUGUCGUCUCUUUCUCUUAAUACUUUUUCUUUAAUAACUUUGGGUUUUUUCUUGUGGAUACAACAUUUUACUUGUUACAGUACUGUUCUUUCCUCAGAAUCUUUAUUGUACUAAUUGAUACCGAACUACUUUGUUAUUGUUGAAAUCUCUCAAUGGAUCCAAAAUGCAUUACUAUCAAUGGAAAAAUGGAUUCCCGUAAUAAACAGUGUAUAUAUGAUCCACAAUUGGAUACACUUGACUUAAAAAAAACAAGUUCACAGCCCAUAUACAAAUACCAAGAAGAAGAGAACAAUAUACCCCCACAAGAUCCUCGUAUUGAUAAAGAACACUAUGCAAGGAACUUUAUAUUCAACCCUAAUAAACGUUUUGUUUACAAGAACAAGUUCAAAAGAGUCCAAUUCAAGUUUGAUGAAUUUUCAGUUGGACCUAAACCAGCAACAAGUGUUUUAGUGUCACGUUUAUCCCCGCUCAUGACAGAAACACAAAUCGAAACGUUCUUUUCAGUUUAUGGCCAAGUCAAAUCAGUCAAUAUUCAAAAGGAUCCAACCACCAAUGGAUCAUUAGGUAUUGCUAUUGUGACAUUUGUUACCGAUGAAUUUUAUGAUGGGCACCAGUCAGCUUGUUUAGCUGUAGAAAAAGGCAAUAGGCGUAGAAUAGGAACAACAGGCGAAUCAAUCAAAGUCUGUUUUGAUCCCACAGGUAAAGAAUUGGAAUUGGCGAUUAAAAAUCUCAGUAAACCCAGUUUAUCAACAGAGGUAGAAUCAUCCACUGUGACAACAACAUCAGCGACGGCUGUACAUCCUAUGGAUUCCACAUCACCAGCAAAACGUCAGCCAUCUUUCAGUUCGUCUUCUUCAACGCCAAGUCAUCGAUACGAUGGUUCGGGAACGCCAAACGGCCAUGCAUCGAAAAACGGCAGCAGUAAACAUGAUUAUUAUUACGAUCGCUAUGAUCGUUAUGACAAAUAUGAUCGAUACCAUAAGUAUGAUAGAUAUGAUAGCAGAUAUGAUGGCAAAUAUUACCGUCAUGAGGAUAGGAAAAGAGGAAGAAGCCCCAGUCAUACAAGGCGGUACGAUGAUUAUGAUCGACCUUAUUCAUCACCGAGACAUUAUCCACACAAUCACGAUUAUCAUUCCACUACUGCCGGUGGUAGUCGGUCGCAUCACCAUUAUGACGCGUAUGAUCGCAAAUCUUACUUUUAUUCGUAUGGUAACGUUAAAUAUGCCUCACCUCGACAUUCACCCGAUUAUCAGCACCCUAGGUCAAAAUAUAAUGAACGAAGUCCGAGUAGGGAUUCUUAUGAUUCGAGAAGGGUUAGCCGCAGCAGUAGUAAAAGAUACUCAUAUGAAGAGGAAAGAACAAACGGACAUUGGCUGCCGUCGACAUCAACAGCAAUGGCAAUGUCAUCCUCUGCUCCCCUAUCAGAAAAGUUCACAUUGGCCAUACCAAAACGUUGUUUACCUUUCGGAGAACAUGUUUUAGGGGAACUCAAGAGGCUCUAUCAUUAUUACAGUUUCAUUGAUAUUUUGCAUGAUGAUUCAGAUUGGUCGAUUGUGUUUGAUUCGUUUACAUCCGCCAAAAGGGCUUAUGAGGCAACCAUUGGUCAGCGACUAUUAGGAUAUACACUAGUGAUUCAAUUGCGGGAUCACAAACAUACCAUAGAUGAUACUGCUCACAACAAUACUUUGAAAAAAGAACCACCCUCCUCCAUCGAUACAACACUGAAUACCAUGAAAUUGAAUGGGAAUAGUCAGUUGAUGACUCCUUCACCUACUUUAGCUCGGUCUACGCCACCAGAACGACAACCACUUCCUCUGACAGCAGCACAACUAUUAUGCGACGCAUUAGCGGAUGUAUUUGUUAAAGAUAUCAAAAAUCGCGUUGUCAAUCCAUUCGUUCAUGACUUUUUGAAAUCAGACAAGAUACAAGAACUAAAAAAUCAUCUGAAACAACAACAAGCAGAAGCAUUAAUCAAAAAAGAAGAAGAGCAACAGCAACUUCAACAAUAUGUACUCGCUAAGCAAGAAAAGGCGGUUAAAGCAGAAGAAGAAGAAGCAGCAGCAGCAGCAGCAGCACCAACAUUAUUAAAGUCAGAAACAAAUUCCAUGAACGGAACAACGGUGAAAUUACCAAAUUUUAAAAAGAGACAAAAUUCAACUACUUUUUUCAGUUCAAGCAGCGAUUCAGAAGAAGGAGAAUACCAUUCUGGCGAAGAGGAACAGCAAAGAGAAUUAGAAAGGGAGGAACAGUUAAAAAGAUUGAAGAGCAGUAGUAGCAAUAAUAGCGGUAGUAGCAGUUACAAUAUACCCAACACAAAAGAAAAUACUACUACUUCUACCGCUACUCUAGCAUUAGAAAAACAACCAUCUCGUCCUCGGCGCUUACGCGACUAUCUUAGUGAUUCGGAAGGCGAAGAUGAUAUAAGCCAUGAGAUUUUCUUGAAACGUCUCCAUGAAAGAAAGCCGGAUAUUGCAGACGUAUCAGAAGCAUCAGAAGAUGAAUUGGAUGACCUGGACGAUUUUGUUGAACAUGAUGAUGUAAUAAGAACAGUGCGAAAGAAGCGAAAGCGUAACUUAUCGUCAACGCCAAAGAAAGCUUCACCUUCCAAAAAAUCAAAACGUAGUAACAGCGUGGAGGAAGAUGAUAUGGAAACACCAAAGAAACGCAGUCGAAAAUCAAAACAAAAGAAACCGUCCACACCUUUACCGGAUCGUUUGGUUGAGAUUUUGGCAGAAGAAGAUGCAUUUAAUGACACAAGUAGCACAAACGGCACUGUAACCAUAACGGAGGAUGAGUACGACAGUCAUAUGGAAGAAUAUCACUCAACUCAUAUGCUAGAAGAAGAGAAAGAGAAAGAGGAGGAAGAAGAAGAAGAAGAAGAGGAGGAGGAGGAGGAGGAGGAGGAAGAGCCAUUGACCAAAGAAGAGAUAGAGAAAUUAUUAUUAGCAUCUGAUGACGAUUCUGAAAUUGAUGAUGACGAGGAAUUACUAACGGAGCCCCCCGAAUGGGAUCCUUUUAAUCAACUGAAGGAUCCUGAAGAGUUUUUUUUUUUACGUGCUGCCUUACUGGAAAGAGCUGGUAUAACGCCUCAAGAACCCAUCAUUCAACAUGUAAAAGGAGGUUGUGCUCGUGCACGUUGCAUGGAACCCAUCCCGGAUGAUGUAAAAGCAACAUAUCUUCCUAAGAACAAAGCUGUCAUUGACAUAUUACAUACAGAUCCAUCCAGCCCCAAUAAUAUUAAUCGCAUUUCUUCUCGAGCCACACGUGUCAAUAAUCGCCGUUUAGCAAUUGGAAUGGAAAUGCAGAAGAAGACUAUUGAUUCUGAUAUUCUCAAAUUCAACCAACUUCAAAGUCGUAAAAAGCAAUUACGGUUUGCUAAGUCGCCUAUUCAUGAUUGGGGUUUGUUUGCUGAAGAACAUAUUGACGCGAAUGACAUGGUGAUUGAAUACGUAGGAGAGAUUAUUCGACAGCAAGUGGCAGAGGAACGAGAAAAGAAAUAUGAGCGUUGUGGUAUUGGAAGUAGUUAUUUGUUUCGUGUCGAUGAUGAUACUGUCAUUGAUGCAACAAAGUGUGGUAAUGUGGCACGAUUCAUUAACCAUUGUUGUGCGCCUAAUUGCAGUGCCAAGAUUAUUACUGUCAAACAAGAGAAAAAAAUUGUCAUUUAUGCCAAUCGAGACAUCGAACCUGGUGAAGAAAUCACUUAUGACUACAAAUUCCCUAUUGAAGCUGAUAAGAUACCCUGUUUGUGUGGUAGUAAAUUCUGUAAGGGAACUCUCAACUAAAAACGGACCUUACUACUACAAACAAUACUUUAUUUUACUAUUUUUGUAUUUGAUGUAUAAACCUAUUCUUUAAUGUUCUUCCAUUCAAAAAUUUACUAAUUUACACUCAACCUUUGUAAGAAAUGGUAUGAGAAAGGAAAGAAUUUUAACAUCAAUUAUGUGUAUACAUUUAUAUGACAAUGAACAUGCUAAACCUUUUUGUCUGCAAGUUGCACAAAAUGAUAAUUGAAACAAAGAGCCAAUAGUAUUUUUUUGAAAUAGUAUACAAUUGUAUGUUGAAUGAGAGCAGUGCACUAGCAGACUAGUGUAUCGUUUCUUUGAGUUCAGCCAUGUA